UAACGGCUCUUCACAUCUGCCCUGCUCAAUUAGAAAAUAUUUUGAUAAAAUGGAACUGCGCAGCAAAUUUAACAAAUUAAAGGAUAUUCUGACCGGCGCAGGCGUCUACGAAGAUGGCAUGGAAAUUGAAGAAAUGCGACAAGUGGCAGCAGCUAUGGAGAUGUCCGUCUCGUCGUACACUGGUGUCGAGUACUCGAACCUCGAGCGCGCUCUUCUGGAGAGCGAAAUUGAUUUCCAAAUGUUGGUGAACUCCACCAUGAUCGUGGAGCCGGCCAUGCCAGCGCCCUCCAUCGAUGUGUUCCUCGAGACGGGCAGCUUUGAGCGCGAGUGCGACAGUCCCCCGUGCGACCCCAUACACAUGCAGGUGCAGGCUAUUGUGCACCACGAGCUCAACUGGAGUCCGAAUCAAUUGCGUCCCCACAAAAGAGAGACCAACGAGCCGGACUGUGGCCUCUACGCCAAGCGCGUAUGCCAGACUAUGGAACCAGAAGCGGAGUCGGCUUUAUCGGAUGUCACGCCCAUAUCGAUGACCAGCGGCGACUCGGGCGUUAGCUGCGAUGAAGUGGGCACGCUGUCCACCUUCAGUGAGAGCUCCACAUUGCCGUCAAUUGGCGAGAUGCCAAGUCGCCUGCUAAUCAGCACCAGCAGCGCCGUCGUGUCCGACCUAUCCAGCCAGCCCGUUGUAAGCCCCUAGUGCCUUAAUUCUACAAUGAAUGUGAUUAUU
This is a messenger RNA of Drosophila navojoa, 724 nucleotides long. RefSeq lists its product as uncharacterized. NCBI's taxonomy places the organism in Eukaryota, Metazoa, Arthropoda, Insecta, Diptera, Drosophilidae. The record is from RefSeq and is a predicted model, not a curated record.